UUGUGCUUUCUAACUUGCCAUCUUAUCACUUUCCUUAUUUUGUGACUUCAGUCUUGUAAAAGUGGGCAUCAUUUGGCCCCUGGGGGUCCGGGCUGCCCCGGCCCCGGCCCCCAAACCAAAAAUGCGUCGCUCUAGUACAGAUGAGACCCCGUACCGCCGGAGUCCGUCUCUGGACAGCAAGGGAUCGGCGCCUCUGCGCUACAGCGGCGAGUACGAGUACCACAGCUCGCCCUUCAUCUUCGGCCUUCGUACCACACCGGGCUCAAAGAAAGCUACAGCCAGCUACACCACGGCACAGGGACGGAAAUAUGUGGUGUUUUACCUCGACCUGUCCUUCAUCUUUCUUCUAGAGCUGCGGCGCUGCAGGAUGGCCGAGGGCUGCCUGAGGGCCCUGAGAUACGGGAUGGUUUUCUUCAAUCUGCUCUUCUGGCUGGGCGGCUGUGGGAUUCUGGGAGUGGGAGUUUGGCUUUCCAUCACGCAGGGAAACUUCGCCACGCUCUCCUCGUCUCUACCAUCGCUCUCCGCCGCCAAUCUGCUCAUCGCUGUGGGAAGCAUCAUCAUGGUGAUUGGCUGCCUGGGCUGUGUGGGUGCGGUCAAAGAGAACCGGCCAUUACUCCUGAGCUUCUUCAUUCUGUUGCUUAUGAUAUUAUUGUUGGAGAUUCUGUUCAUCAUUCUGUUCUUCGCAUAUCAAGAUGAGAUUGAUCUGUAUGCACAAAGCGACCUGAAGAAAGGCCUGCAGCUGUUUGGGACUGAAGGAAACAUCGGCCUGACCAACGCCUGGAGCAUCGUCCAAACCGACUUUCGCUGCUGUGGAGUGAACAAUCACACGGACUGGUUUCACGUCUAUAACGCGACGCGUGUGCCGGACUCCUGCUGUCUGGAGUACAGUGAUAACUGCGGUCUGGAGAAUCCUGGCACCUGGUGGACAGCGCCGUGUUACGAGCGAGUGAAGGGCUGGCUGCAGGAGAAUCUGGUGGCUCUGUGGAUCUUCGCUCUGUGUACGGCUCUUACACAGAUCCUGGGGCUGGUGUUCUCCAUGACCAUAUUCUGUCACGCUGUAAAAGUGGAGACCUUCUACGCAUAGAGAUGCAGAACCGGACCAAACACAUUCCUGCUUCUCCAUCCAACACUUCUGUGUUCGUCGCUGUAGAAAUCAGUCAUCAUGUUUCGCUAACACACUGCUAUUUGCAAAAGGAUUUUAUAAGCCAGAUCAACUGAAAUAACUGCUCUUUAUUGUGAAUAUUUAAUGGAAUAUUUUUUUUUUUUUUGGUUAGGGUUUUCUUUGGUCUAUUUGUGAAGAAAAUACAGCAAUUUCAAAGAGGGAAACGGGAAACUAAUUUUAUAUUUGUAUAAUUUCAUAUUAAUAUGCGUGAAAUUAACAUCCACUGUUUAUAUUUAGUCAGAGCGAGUUCUCAAUAGAUUUAAAAGGUAAGAUUUUAGAAAACAUUUUUGUAUAUUUGACUUGUUUGGCAUAGUCUUUAAAACAAAAAGUAAUAAAACAGACACAUUUUACUUGAGCAAAUACUUGCCAUAUGUAGGAAGAAGCACAAGUAUGUUCAGCAGAGCUGAUUCAGUUAAAGAGCAAAAGCACAGAUUAACGUUAUGGGAUUGAUUGUGGGCUCAAGAACCGAUUUUACACAAUGUGUGUCCUUUCUGUGCCAGGCAGUUCUACAUGAUACAUUCUACAUCAUUGCCUGCUUAGCCCCACCCACCAAUUCUACAUCACUGCCUGCUUAGCCCCGCCCACAGAUUCUACAUCACUGCCUGCUUAGCCCCGCCCACAGAUUCUACAUCACUGCCUGUUUAGCCCCGCCCACAGAUUCUACAUCACUGCCUGUUUAGCCCCGCCCACAGAUUCUACAUCACUGACUGCUUAGUGUUUAUGAGAGGGAAAGCUGGGGCCUGUUUCAGAAAGGAGGUUAAGUGAAAACGCUGAGUAUGUUAACCCUGAAAUGAGGAAAACUCUGGGUUUUCCAUUUCAGAAUGGGAGAUUUGUCAAACCCAAUAAAGCAGGAUAAGUCAAGCCCGUUUCCGAAAGAAAGGUAACUAAUACAGUCAGUUACUGUGAUAACUAAUUUCAUGAACCUAACCUGGUCAGGAGCAGGUUUUCUUUGGUAAAUCCAGAGUUUCUUUUGGUAUACUCCCCCUUUUCAAAGUACAAGCGAUGUUCUUACUCCACUCAUUCAUUCAUUCAUUCAUUCAUUCAUUCAUUCAUUCACUGUCACACAAGGUUAAAAACGACUUGCGUGAAUUAUGGCUUCAUUAGUGUAGACAGCAACGUGUAUGGUGCUGAGAACUGGCUUUUAAUAAGAUUGACAGGUUUCUUCUUACUUAUCCCAUCAUAUAUCACAUUAGAGUUUAUUUUCAAUAAAAAAUAAAUAAGUGCCUAACGAGUGUUUAAUAAUGAUAAAAGUAUUCAUAGUUUUAGUAAGCGUAAUCAUUUACAAUCUGUUAUUAUUGCAUCCUGUUAAUAUUCAACAAUACUAAGGUGCAAAAAUUAUGUAUCUGCCAGUAUAAAGUAUAAAGAGCAUCUAAUUAUUAUUGACACUUAGCUUGUUGCAAAGAAAACUGUAAACUGUAAACAGCAUCUAGAGCUAUUUGCACUUAGCCUACUGUAAAUAGGAUCUAUCACUAAGAAAGUAUGUUAAUUCCACUUAGUGUAAAUAGCCACUGCCAUAUUUUUCUUACCCUAUUGGCAAAUCAUUUGCAAAAUAAAAA
Messenger RNA from Carassius auratus (goldfish), 2718 nucleotides. Its product is annotated as tetraspanin-4-like. The record is from RefSeq and is a predicted model, not a curated record. NCBI's taxonomy places the organism in Eukaryota, Metazoa, Chordata, Actinopteri, Cypriniformes, Cyprinidae. Gene Ontology annotation, cellular component: plasma membrane. Bases 122 to 1084 code for a protein of 320 amino acids. The transcript is spliced from 7 exons.